CUUUUCUGACUGCAAGGCAAAAACACCAAGAGGAGCAGACUCGCAGACCGGGCCAGCAGAGAUAGAUCGCUGCCCCCUCGAAGUCAAGAGAGCGGAAAAGAGAAGCGCUUGUGAGACGGCUGCCGGCUGCCCGAGAGACGCACCACCGCUGUCGGCCAACUGUUGGGAUUUACCGCUGAGAGCUCGGUUCCUACCCGCCCCCCCCACCCCCCUUCACUUGAAGAAUAAGUGACUCUACGAGGCAUCCUGCAAUGAGUCAAACCUGCACGUAACUCUUGAGUGUUGCACUGGAUUUGAUUUUGAUACUUCUUUUUUUUUUGGGGUUGUUUUAGGUUUUUGUUGUUGUUGUUGUUGAGCGUGCGUAAAUUGAGAGGGGGGCAGUUUUAUGGAAGUUUAAAAGUCUGGUUGUACGUAGUUUUUAGUGAGAUUUAAAAAGAGAGAGAGAAAAAAAACAUUUUCAAGGAUUUUAUUUGUUCCCUCGCUUUAUAUCGACGUCUCUCUCUCUCUCCACUUGGCGGAUUUUCGGGUGAUAACGUCAUGUCUCUGCUGCGCGUCUCGUUCGGUUUGAUCGCCGCGCUGUGCGUCGGCGCGGUGCGCACCGCGUGGGAGGAGAGCGCGGUGGUGCCGCUCAGACUGGACCCGGCGGCGGCGGCGAGCCCAGCCCAGCCGGGGCGGACUCCGUCCGCGGAGGAGCUGGAGAAGGAGGCGGAGAUGCGGGUCUACCGGUUGGACGUAUUCGGCAUGGAGCUGCUGCUGCAGCUAGAGCCUGACCAGACCUUUCUGGCGCCGGGGUUCGUGUUCAGCGUCGUGGGGAGUCCCGGCGCGGCUCUGCCGGAGAUGGAGGAGUCCGACGGCGGGGCCGAGCCGGGCUGCUUCUUCUCGGGCACGGUGAACGGAGACGAGCGCUCCGCCGCCGCGCUCAACCUGUGCCACGGUCUCCACGGCGGAUUCUACCUGCUGGGGGAGGAGUACUUCAUCCGGCCGCUCAACGCCAGCGGUGCGCGCAGCACGGAGGACGACGUGCACAUCGUCCGCCGGAGACGCCGCGCGUCGUUUGCCGAGGAGGGGAGCUCCAAGUGCGGGGUGAACGAGGACGAGGAGAGGGUGCCGGAGAACCUGGAGAACAAAGCCCCCAAGUCAGACCAGAAAGCUCACCAAAGGACCAGGCGUUUCGUCUCCGUCCCCCGCUACCUGGAGAUCAUGCUGGUGGCCGACCAGUCCAUGGCCGAGUUCCACGGCGCCGGCCUCAAGCCCUACCUGCUGACCAUCAUGGCUGUGGCCUCUCGCCUCUACCGCCACCCCACCAUCCACAACUCCAUCAGCCUGGCGGUGGUGAAGCUGCUGGUGGUGUAUGAAGAGGAGCGAGGUCCCCAGGUCUCCUCCAACGCCGCGCUGACGCUCCGCAACUUCUGCCAGUGGCAGCGGCAGCACAACCCACCCAGUGACCGCCACCCCGAGCACUACGACACCGCCGUGCUCUUCACCAGGACGGAUCUGUGCGGCGCCCACUCUUGUGACACCCUGGGCAUGGCCGACGUCGGCACGGUGUGUGACCGCGACAGAAGCUGCUCCAUCAUCGAGGAUGACGGGCUGCAGGCCGCGUUCACUGUGGCGCACGAACUCGGCCAUGUCUUCAACAUGCCCCACGACGAUGCCCAGCUGUGCGCUGGGAUCAACGGGGAACACUGGGGCUCCCACAUGAUGGCCUCCACCCUGUCCAACCUGGACCAGCAGCAGCCAUGGUCGCCGUGCUCGGCCCUCAUGAUCACCACCUUCCUGGACAACGGCCAUGGCCAGUGCCUUCUGGACAAGCCAUCCAAGCCCCAGCCACUGCCACAGGCCCUGCCCGGGAUGGCGUACGAUGCCGACCGCCAGUGCCGGCUGACGUUUGGCGAGGAGUCCCAGCACUGCCCAGACCUGAGCACCACGUGCGCGGCUCUGUGGUGCACGGUGACGACAACGAACGGCUUGCUUGUAUGCCAGACCAAGAACUUCCCCUGGGCGGACGGGACGCCGUGCGGACAUGACAGCUACUGUCUGGCGGGACAGUGUCUGCAUAAAACCCAGGCGGCCGUACACCAGAUUCCUGUCAACGGCGGCUGGGGAGUUUGGGGUCCGUGGGGCGACUGCUCUCGGACCUGUGGCGGAGGGGUGCAGUACUCCUUCAGGGACUGUGACAAUCCCCUUCCCAAAAACGGCGGCAAGUACUGCGAAGGCAAGAGGAUCCAGUACCGCUCCUGCAACACAGAGACCUGCCCCGAUACCAAUGGCCUGUCGUUCCGGGAGGAGCAGUGUCUGGCCCACAACGAUAUGUCAACUCAUGUGUCUUUUGGCUCUGGUGAAGGAGUGGAGUGGGUACCCAAGUAUGCAGGAGUGUCACCCAAAGACCGCUGCAAGCUGAUGUGCCGGGCCAAAGGCACUGGAUACUUCUUUGUCCUCAAGUCAAAGGUGGCGGAUGGAACACCCUGCAGCCCAGAUUCCACCUCGGUCUGCGUGCAGGGCCAGUGUGUGAAGGCCGGGUGCGACCGCGUCAUUGGCUCCAGUCGGCGCUUCGAUAAGUGCGGCGUGUGCGGUGGGGACGGCUCCACCUGCAAGAAAGUGUCGGGGUCCCUGGAUCGUGCCAGGCCUGGUUACCAGGACGUUGUGACUAUCCCCGCCGGUGCCACCCACCUCGAUGUCAAGCAGCGCUCCCCCGGCAACGGCCGUCAGGACAACAGCUACCUGGCCGUGCGGCGCCAGGACGGCACCUACCUGCUGAACGGCGAGUACAAGCUGAUGACCAUGGAGACUGACAUCCCCAUGCGGGGGUCGCUGUUGCGCUACAGUGGGUCCUCCGCCAUGCUGGAGCGCCUCCGCAGCUUCGCUCCCCUCCCCGAGCCCCUCGUCAUCCAGGUGCUGUCAGUGGGAGAUUCCCCGAGGCCCCGCGUCAAGUACAGCUACUUCUCCCCGAGGUUGCAUAACAGCGCUGGGGCCUCAGGCAACGGAGGCGGGGCAGGCCGCCGUCCGUCCAUCAAUGCCAUCCGUGAGGUCGGCGGAGCGGAGUGGACCCUGAGGGAGUGGGGUCCGUGCUCCCAGAGCUGUGGGGGUGGCACGCAGCAGAGGGAGUUGGUGUGUCUGGACCCCCACGGUCGUCCGUCCCGGGACUGCCCUGAGGAGCUCCGCCCACUGGCUUCGCGGUCCUGCGCCUCCCAGCCCUGCCCCUCCUGGCUGCUGGGCGAAUGGUCGGCCUGCUCCAAGACAUGCGGCCGGGGCUUCCGCAAACGUCCGCUGCGCUGCAUGGCCCACGACGGACGCACGCUGGCCCACGAGAGCUGCGACCCCAAAGACAGGCCGCGACCCCUGCUGGACUUGUGUAGUCAGGGCGCCUGCUAAGGACCAACCCGGCGGGACUGCCAUGCCCCCUUUUUUUUGAUUCCACCCAGAUGAUCAGCCGUCAGAAAGACUCCAGACCAAUCCUUUGCUCUUCUCCGCCCGUCGCCGCCUCAUCCCGGUGACCGUUUUAACGAGGCCUACAAAUGUUUACGACCAGAGCAAUAGUGCAGCAGGUUCCAGUUGGUCCCGGCUGGUCUGGCAGUUGCCCACACCUCAAAUGGGUCCACAGUGACUAAGACUGAGACUGCAACUGCAUACCAAGGUCUAUUAUAUGUGGCACUGCCACCUCCUGGCAGCAAUGAGGACUGCACGCAGCUAGCUGCCUGCCUUUAUAGCACAAAUGGUGGCACAUCUUACCGCCCCUCUCACCCCACCCACCCAGUGAAGGGGAAUAGUACAUGGACAUUCCUGUUUCCUCUUUUUUUCUAAAAAAAAAGAAAAAGAAAAAAAAAAGCAUGCUGCUUACCGUGCCAACGUCAUGCUUGUGUGUGUGUGUGUGUGUGUGUGCGUGUGUGCGUGUGUGUGUCUGUAAGGUGUUUAUACAUGUGUGUGUCGUUUGUCCAAGCUGGGCUGGACAGACAUUUAAGGGUGGGGUGGGAGGGGUGGGUGUUAUUGCAGGUACCGCCGUGCAGAGGCGGGCACCUCCAAGCGAGUAUAUAUAUACAUAUGUAAAGAAAGAAACGAGAGAGACUCUCCCGCAUAUAUUACUUAUUCACCCCAUCAGGUAUGGAAGAGAAGACGGCUCAUAGUUAGUGUGUUUUUUGUUUUUUUGUUCAAAUUUGCCAGUCCACCCUCCUUCAAGCGUAGAUCUUUGUAACCAUCCGCGCGAUGUACGCAGCCGAUCAUCGCUCUUAAGAAAAAGUAGACCCGUGCUUUGACCUUCAGCCACAUCUCGCCCUUGUCCGCAUGGACCCCAACGAGGGAACUGUCAAGAGACCAAAGAGGAGUGUGAGUGUGAGUGUGUGUGAGUGUGUGGGUGUGUGUGUGUGUGAGUGAGUGAGUGUGUGAGUGAGUGAGCGAGCGAGCGAGCGAGCGAGAGAGUAAAUAUGAGAUCUAGUGAGGGACUUAUCUCCUUCUACUACUUCAUAAGUAAGUCUCUCAUGCCUUCUGCGAAGGCACCUUGUUUCGUUUUAUCUUCUUUUUUUUAAAAUUUUGUACAGAAUAUCCAAACAUUAUUUAUUUUUGUACAGCCUGUUAAAUAUAAUCAUGUGGCUUUUUAAUAUUAUUUUUUAUUUGUUAUUUGUUAUUGAGACCACAGAAGGAAGUAGAGUAUAAAGAGUAUUUAUACAGUGUUAUAUAUAUAAAUAUAUAUAUAUAUAUAUGAAUAUAUAUAUAUGGUCCCUAGGUUCAUGAAUAAAGUAUCACAUUGACCUGUG
Molecule: messenger RNA, 4748 nt
Organism: Lampris incognitus (smalleye Pacific opah)
Lineage: Eukaryota; Metazoa; Chordata; Actinopteri; Lampriformes; Lampridae
Gene: adamts1
Product: ADAM metallopeptidase with thrombospondin type 1 motif, 1
Exons: 8
Coding region: 538-3372 (944 amino acids)
Biological process (GO): proteolysis; extracellular matrix organization
Cellular component (GO): extracellular matrix
Molecular function (GO): metalloendopeptidase activity; zinc ion binding
Source: RefSeq, a predicted model, not a curated record